Messenger RNA from Pararge aegeria (speckled wood butterfly), 1813 nucleotides. Its product is annotated as cubilin-like. Lineage: Eukaryota; Metazoa; Arthropoda; Insecta; Lepidoptera; Nymphalidae. The transcript has 4 exons. Bases 98 to 469 code for a protein of 123 amino acids. The record is from RefSeq and is a predicted model, not a curated record.
CGAUAGGCAGAUACAACGGACAUUCACUCGUGUCAAAGGAUGCACCGUAUCGCCGAGCCGAGCCGGGCCCAGUCGCGGUCCAAUCACACAUCAGACAAUGCGUGUCAGCAGCACAAUCCUAGUCCUCACUGUUACGGCCUGCGUCUGCUUUGUGGUGCAGGCCUGUGAGCCGGACCAAAUACAGUAUGGCUGCAAAAUCUACGGUACCGCCUGCUCUUGCGGGCACGGCUGCAAAACUGAAUAUAUCUAUAAAAACAGAAGGGUUUGCCUCAACGCACUGAGAGAACGAAGUUCAAAUGUGUGUUCGAGAACGCCCUGCCAGCGAGGAAUUUGCAUACAGACUGUACAGGAUCCCGGUUUCACUUGCAAAUGUGAGGGUACUGGCUAUUAUGGACAACGAUGCGAGAAAGCAUGCCCAACAACAGCAGUGUACGGACUUGUGUUCCCUCAUGAGUGCGUCGUCAUAUGAAAUGCUUGCAACAAUUCAAUUAAAUAAUCCUUAGCUGAUAAUAUAACUGAAAUAGUAGGUAAUGUUUAUUUUCUUAAGAUCUGAUAUUCGUUUUAAUUGGCUCAUGUCUAUAAUGCUGUAAAAGUUUGACUAGGAAAAUAAAAAACCUGUUCUGGUGUCGCUUUAUUUGCAUGGCAAUACAUUUGACACAGUACGUGCUCUAGGAUUGUGGACCUCACAAUAACAAUUCCAUUUGUAAUAGUAUAACAACUGUUUAUUAUUAAACUGAUUAUAAGUUUUAAAUUUCCGUUAGUAGCUUUCAAGAUUUCGAAGUUGAGUUCUAAUCAACAAUAACGAGUUUCAACUUGUCUAAGAAGCGACAAUAGUGUUGCUAGGUAAAUAAAAUACAGAGGCCAAUCGCCACAGUGUAUAUAAACAAAAUAGUUCCAUUUCUAACCGCAAUAUGGUGCGGUUUCUUAUUUUCCUGGUUAUGCUUAACCUGGUUAACCUUAAUGUUAAAACAACGGUACGGUUGUAUUAUGUUCACAUCUAGCUAGAAAGUGAUCAUCACCUAACCUAACCGCAUGUUAAAAAAAAUAAAAUUCAUGAUUUUGAUUGAACAUGAAAGUCUCUACUCUUUUUGAAUAAUCGUCAUUCCAGGUGUACAGUUAAUUCAUUAUCUGUAUAUAACACAAUAUUUUAUUACAUUAAGUAUGUAAGUAUUUAUUCACUAUAAAAUAAAAUAUUAUUCUUGAAUUUGUAACAUUACAUACAUAUAUAAUAGUUAUUACCUACGUUUUAAUGAGGUAUAAUAUAAUCGGAACGGAUCGUAUUAAUAACAUUAAUAUUUAUUUAGUAUGUUUGACUAUAAUCUGUAUAUUUUAACCUAAUAAGUUCACGAAAUUGAAGCAGGAAUACUACGACGAACUUGAAUACUCCGCUCCACUUUGUAAGCACCAGCGUGAACUAAGUCUACAAUAUUACAUAAAUAUAAAUCUCUCUUUCCAAUAAACCGAUGAGAGUGGAGUUCUGUGACUGUAACCUGCAGUGGUGCGCGAAUAAAGCUAAUGAAUGUAUGUCUAUUGCGAUUACUACGAGUUAUUUAUUAGUUAUUUUUCAAUUAGGUAUACAUGUGUGAAUAAAGGCUCAUAAAAUAAUAUUAUUAUCAUCAGAAUACAGCUGCCAUAGCUCUUAUUAAAGUGUGCAGUGCUACAGGUUCGCGAACUUAUUGAAUAUUCAACUUUAGAUUCCUUAUAUGUAAGCGCUUUAAUGUUUAUAAAAAGUUUAACAUUUUUAUACUUAGUUUGUAAUUUUAGUAAAAGUACCAAUCAUUUGUUUAUUACAAAUACACGUUCAUAAUAAGUA